CCUCCGUGAUGAAGGAGCCCAAUUUACAAAGUGUUUGUCUCAGCCAGACAAACGAGUGGCUCGCUUAUUAUCGUAAACAACCCUAUGGUGCGUUUGGGUCCUUGUUUCUAUGGGGUUUGUGAUGAAAUAGCCAUUAUUUUCGAACCAAAUAGGCCAUACAAUUCGAAAAACAAUUCAACAAAUAGCAUAAAAUAAUCGAUUGAUCGCAGCUGUAUUAGAAGUGGGGCGAAAUGUGGCAUUUUGAGCCAAACUUUGCACUUUCGUUUCCGUCGAGACAAACCUUUCAGAAGAGUCGCCUAGGCAACGCGCACGUAAAGCGACGGCGGCGGUCGUAAAAAAAAAACCGACUGUUGAAAAGUGGAAAGAAAACCCAUUGUGGUUGGAGACGAGCGGAGUAGUGAUCCGCUACUCGGACGAUAAGCGCGGAUAACACGCACGUUUCUCGUCACCCCCUUCCCCCCCGCACCUUCCUCGUCAAGGCACUCACGCUGCGCGGACAUAUACGGACGCCAACGCGCCGCACCAGUGCUCGGCUCUUUUUUUUGUGCGAGGAAGACCCCUGAGGGGUCGUGACAGGAAGAGUUAACAUUCGACAUCCCAACUGUUUAUCUCGGCGGCUAGCAGGCUAGCUGGCUACCUGCACGGGGGAGCCGCUCACUGGGAGAACGGGAGAAGCUCGCGUGUUGUGCUCGAUGGGAGCCGACCUACUAGAAACUGCCUUUUUUGUCACAUUAUUUUGGAAAAAACAUUUGUUGUUGCCUUUUUGUCACCCACAUCACUCCAAGUCUCAACUUUGAAGAAUGACCGUGUGAGAGCCGAGCGCCCGUAUUGUUGUUUCUCCACUUAAACCAGAAAGAGGUAAAAGUCACACAGGAUUGCUGGUUGAAGGUCGCCCAUAAACAGGAAGCCUGGUUCAACAUGACUCACCAGCCACUGCUAGCGACUGCCAACCUUGUUACAGCUUGUGGCUCUAGAUGCCAACCUCAUUCACCAUGACAAAGAGGCAUUGAAGUCAACUCUCUGACAACCAUCUGGAUACCUCUUGAUCCGCCAGAUCCCUCGAGACCACCCUUUCCCUGCUCCGCCCUUUCUCCGCCAUGCUGCGCUUCCUGCCUCUCAAACUUGGCCGCCUGUACCGCUGUCUGAAGCUCCUUUUUGUGGUGGGACUGUUUGUCAUCUUGCUGAUGAACACCCACAACCUGUUUGCCUCUUUUCAGAAGAACGAGCUCACGGACCGACGCUUCAUCAACCUCAACAAGUGUCCUGCCUGCUUCGGCACGAGUUGGUGCCGCAAGUUCAUGAACGGGCAGGUUUCAUUUGAGACGUGGGGGCGCCUGCGUUUUCUCGACAUCUUCAACGUCAAGAAUGUUUAUUUUGCCCAGUACGGGGAGCCUAGGGAGGGCACGCGUCGCAUCGUAUUGAAGCGGCUCGGCUCCAACCAGGAGCUGGCCGAGAUAGACCAGAAGAUCUGCAAGAGGGCCACGGGGAGGCCGCGCUGCGAUCUUAUCCAAGCGAUGUACAAAACUGAAUUUGCCAGGAUCAAUGGCGACGUUCGUCUACUUACUCCAGAGGUGGUGGAAGGUUGGUCAGACCUGGUACACUGCCCCUCUCAGCGGCUGCUGGACCGUGUGGUCCGACGGUAUGCUGAGACCAAAGACUCUGGGAGCUUCCUACUCAAGAACCUUAAGGACACUGAGAGAAUGCAGCUCCUCAUGACCUUGGCGUUCAACCCAGAGCCACUUGUCCUGCAGAGCUUUCCAUCGGAUGAAGGGUGGCCAUUUGCCAAGUACCUGGGGGCGUGUGGCCGCGUGGUGGCUGUCAACUACGUGGGCGAGGAGCUGUGGAGUUACUACAAUGCGCCCUGGGAGAAGCGCGUGGACCUGGCGCGGCAGCUGAUGGAUAUCGCCGAGCAACUGACCAACAACGACUUCGAGUUUGCCCUUUACCUGCUCGAUGUCAGCUUCGACAACUUCGCCGUCGGCCCCCGCGACGGGAAGGUCAUCGUUGUUGACGCCGAGAAUGUUCUUGUGGCCGACAAGCGACUGAUCAAGCAGAACAAGCCGGACAGCUACGACGUGUGGUACGAGAGCCGCUUUGAGGAGUGCGACCGCGAGGCCUGCCUGUCGUUCUCCAAGGACUCCUUGUGCUCCCGGGUCACCGUGGACCACAACUACUACGCCGUGUGCCAGAACCUGCUGUCCCGCUACGCCACGUGGCGGGGCACCACCGGGGGCCUCCUCCACGAUCCUCCCGCCAACGUAGCCAAAGACGGCCAGCUGGAGGCCCUGCUAGACGAGUGCACAAAGCCCAAGAAGCGCUACGGCCGCUUUCAGGCGGCGAAGGAACUGCGCGAGUACCUCAUGCGGCUGUCGGGCGCCUCCUCGCCGGCCAGGUAAUUAACGGAGUUGGCGUCAGCCCGACGCGCCCGAGAGACUGGAUCUUGGACCUGUUGAGAAGCUCCAAACUCUUGAGAUCCUUGAUGUCAUUAGCACUCCUUUUGCACAGGAGCAGGAAGGCGUCCUGAAUUCCUGCGUUAGGAAGAUCCUUCAGUUUUAUCGAUUGACUGAGUGACUUUGCUGCUGCCUGAAAAUAGGAGUGGGCCACUAAUGAGAUUCUGCUGGGAACCAGAAUGCAGACGGGGGGGGCAGGAUAGGAAUCGCAAGCAACCUCUUCAGAUGGUUGCGCCAUCUUUCAAGGGAUAGUGGGGGGUUCUCGGAGCGACCACUUUGCACGCAGGCUAAUGCAACAUGUGCGACCAAGCGACGCUGACCCCCAACCCCCCCACCGCAACCAUAAGAACACUCUCAUCCCCCAUCUUGCCGCUUCAUUUCAUCAUUCUUUCACCACAACACUGAAUCAAACACCUAGGAAAGUUUGCCCUUGAGAUUUUAUUUGUUCAUCCCAUCUUUCAUUCACUCCUACAUUUGUCGAUCGGUGCCUUUUACAGUUUUGCUGCACCGUUUUUUUUUGUUUUUGUUCCCCCACCCCCUCUCCGUAGCAUGCUGCUAGGAAUGCAGAGGUAGCAUGAAUCUCCGUUGUCAGGUGGACCUGAGAUGGCCCCCCUCUGUGAUAGCUUGAAUGAGUCUUAAUAGUUCGCUGCUCCAAUCAAUCACAUCGUUUUGCAGGGUCUGUCACUGUUGAUGCAAUCAUCUUUUUUUUUUUUUUUUUUUUUCUACCAUCCCCUUCAAUAAUAGGAAUCAGUGCGGAUAGCAGAUGCCCACAUAGGAAAAAGGCGGUCGGUAGACAUUCCUGUGUCGAUGAUAACGGCGAUGUACCAAAGAGGCUGACGGUGAAAUUAAGGACAGUGCAAAGUGAUGAACCCCUUUUUUUGUAAACUUGUUCUAAAAUACAUCUACAGUUUUUUUUUUUUUUAAACUACUUAACCAUUUCCGCAAAAUCGUGGCCAGCCCUGUCAUCGACAGGUGUGUCAUUUACUUGGAACAAAGACGAAAUGUUGGAACCGUUAUUACCUCAGGUCAUGGUGGCUAUCCAUUCUCCGUUCACGCAAAUUGUUAGAAACCAUUUCGACCCAGCUGCUUCCUGAGGUACCCCCCGGAGUAUGGUGUCAUGGAAAAAAAUUAGAUUUGUCUUAUUUUUAAUGCCUGACUCAAGUAAAGGUACACUUAUUUGAACAAAUAUAAUAAGUACAACAAGAAAUGUCUCACAAGAGUGAGUGUUAAACGGCUGAUAAAUCGUCAUUUUUAAUGGUUUUCUGAACCAAAAUCACUUGGAUUCGAAUUAACCGUCAGAACGGACUAAAUUUUGGGGAGUCAGCUGUGUUUUUGUCGUGUUCAUUGUAUUCUUCAGGUAAGUAUACCGUCAGUGGUAUCAGGCAUUAAAACAAAAUGUUGUAAAAAGACUUUUCCAUGACUGGGCAAAAGUUCCCUGCCCUUGUAGUACUGUAUAAAGUGACGGCGUCUUUUCCUGGCAACUUGUGAGCUCUUAUUUGAAGCCGCUAAAAGCUUUACAGUCCCUGUAAACUGAAAAUGCUUUUUUAACUGGACACGUUGGCAGAGUGUUGUUAACAAUCCUGCCAACAUUGACUGAUGGCAAAGGACAUUAAAGAGUCUUAAAAGUUGUGGGAAAACCCAUGCCUUUGCCGCCCGUCUCAAAUGUUGAGCAUGAAUGCGAGAAAGCACAUCUCUAUGAAUAUGGAUGCUACUCCAGCUAGCGUCUUUCUUAUGCUUUAUUAUAAAUUGGGUCUGGAAAAAUAUACAUAAAUCCAUAUUGUAAAUACCUGAUAUAUCGCCACAAUAAGGACGGCAGAGUUUUCAGUCUUGGCAGAGAUUCAUCUGAUGUAUUUGGUAACAGAGCUCGCAAUUCACAUUACAGGGUACAGCUCAGAGUACAUUUGACUGUUGCUAAUCAAAACAGCAGCGUUUAGAGGCACAUAGUGUGUCUAAAUUGUGGAGUCGUAAAACUGGUCCCGUUGUGUCGUAAUGUCAUACGUGAAGACGUGGUCUUUUUUUUUUUUUUUUUUCUGGCAACUAGUGUUCCAAUACGCUGAAAUGAUCAAUCCACAAUCUUGUGUGCGGUCGUACUGGUUCCACCCAUUCUGGCCCAGUUCUUACCAUUUUUGAUGCAUUAUUUUCUCGUUUUGUUUUUCGACUUUCACGUGACAAUAGACACCCCGCCCUCCCCCACCUGAGCAAACGAACGCCACCGUUUGCGUAAGCACGCUAAAGUUUCUCGUUUCGCCUCCCUACCAUUCUCCACCUCGCCCUUCACCGUAGGCGCUCUCUGUCUCGUUUCUCGUCAGCCCCCCUCCCCCCACCUCGAUGUCGUGAAUCAGACGUGUGCCCAUUGGAGUGUCGCGUAGCGCGGGUCCGACACGGAUCCAUUUUUCUAGAUGCCGUCACCCGUGACUGUUUUUGGAAAAGCAAUACAAAUGGGGAAAAUUAUUACUCUUUUUUUUUUUUUUUUUUUUUUUUUUUUUUUUGGAAAGGUUUGGCUCCUGGCUUUUUAAACACGCCUCUUUGUCGUCUGAUCCGUUCCCCUGCGACCCGGGGAGGUGACUUUCCCCACCCCACCCGCCCUUGGAGAAGUUUGUACGUGUCCGACCAACUGUCCACUUUUGUACUGUCAGUUUCCUUUUGAGUAUUAUAUCAGCCUUGUCUGAUUGUUCCUGUGCCUUUCAUUCAAAAGUUGUACUUACAACUUUUAGUGGAUUUAAUUAUUGAAAUAAAAGAAGAUAUCUAUAUAUAGAAAUUA
Messenger RNA from Syngnathoides biaculeatus (alligator pipefish), 5211 nucleotides. RefSeq names its product divergent protein kinase domain 2Ab (gene dipk2ab). The record is from RefSeq and is a predicted model, not a curated record. The coding region runs from base 1098 to 2396 and encodes 432 amino acids. The transcript has 4 exons. Lineage: Eukaryota; Metazoa; Chordata; Actinopteri; Syngnathiformes; Syngnathidae.